Molecule: messenger RNA, 5935 nt
Organism: Austrofundulus limnaeus
Lineage: Eukaryota; Metazoa; Chordata; Actinopteri; Cyprinodontiformes; Rivulidae
Product: nectin-3-like protein
Exons: 6
Coding region: 80-1840 (586 amino acids)
Biological process (GO): homophilic cell-cell adhesion; heterophilic cell-cell adhesion
Cellular component (GO): adherens junction; apical junction complex
Source: RefSeq, a predicted model, not a curated record
GAGAACAGCCUCUAUUAGGUUCAUCGGUCAGGUGUGCUCGCGCUCCCCCGCGCCUCAGCGUGCAGAUGGUACAGUCCACAUGCAGCUCGGAGUUUGUCGCCGAGGAGCUCCCACUGUUCAGCGCCGCUCAAACUGGCAAGUAAUAACCGCUUCWGGCAAGGAGCAGCGGGCUGCGCUUCGUCUUAAAAACAUGUUACCCUCCUCUCAGGGGAGACACCGGCUCGGACACCAGAGCAGGGUUGUAAUCUACCACGUGCUCUGCAUUGUUUCAGGUGCGUGGUGCAGUCAGGUGGUGGUGCCAAAGAGGGUCAGUGCCGUGCUUGGAAAGAACGUCACAUUAGAGUGCAGGGUGGAGGUUGGCUCAAACCUCACGCUCACUCAGAGUUCCUGGGAACGCCGUCUACCUUCGGGCUCUGUUGCUGUGGCGGUGUAUAAUCCAGAGUUCGGCACUUUCAUCCCUCCAGAGUACUUAAAUCGCUUGCAUUUUCGCUCCCCCUCCUCUCACGACGCCACCAUAGUGCUGGAUAAUGUGGGCUUCUCAGACGUGGGGAGCUACACCUGUAAGGUAGCUACGUUCCCCCUGGGAAACACUCAGGCCUCCACUACUGUCAGUGUUCUUGUGGAGCCAAAGGUCUACGUGUCUGCUGGUUCAACUGCCCUGAUCGACGGUGGCAAUGAAACGGUGGUGGCCACCUGUAUCGCAGAGCGAGCUCGACCCCCCGCCGAAGUGUCGUGGGAGUCAAACCUCUUCGGGCAAUCAGAGGUGCAGCCUUUUGAUGACGUCAACGGCACAACCAGCACACAAGUCCGCUACAUAUGGCAGCCCACGCGACACGUCCAGGGCCAAGCACUCACCUGUGUGGUCCGCCACCCAGCCCUGCAUAAUGACUUCAGGAUCCCUUAUCAGCUCAAUGUGCAGUUUGCUCCUGAUAUCUCAGUCGUGGGGUAUGAUGGGAACUGGUUUGUGGGCCGUGAAAAUGUUCAGAUGGCGUGCAAAGCCAACGCAAACCCACCAGCUCAUCACUUCAGAUGGAUCAGACUGGACAGUGAAAUGCCUGAAGGGGUAGAAAUAAGAAACAACACUUUGCUCUUCCUGCGUCCGCUCCAUCGCAACGACUCGGGCGUUUACAGGUGCGAGGUCGCCAACGACAUCAACCUCCGCAGUCGGGAUGUGCGCAUCCUAAUACAAGAUCCUCCCACCAUGCCUUCCACCAUUACUGCUCCUGUCCUAACCAGCUCUUCCACCUUUGUGGUUGAGAAGGGCCAUGUCCUUCUCAGCUCCCCCACACUCGAAGCCCUGCCCCAAAGUAAUAUUGGCACCAUAGUGGGCGGGGCCGUGGGCGGGGCAUUGUUCCUGCUUCUGGUCUUGACUCUGGUCGGAGUGUGUUACCUGCGGAAACAACAGACUUUUCARGGCAGCUACUACGCCAAGCAGAACCUGGCUCCCAUUGAACUCCAGAAGGCCCCCCCGCAGCACGAACUCCGUCCAGGUAAAGCAGGCGGCAGCUCUCGCAGCCAGGACCACGACCGGGAGGAGUGGGGCGACCGUGAGCUCAAACGCGACCGGCGUCACUUCAGCAACUUCAACGGAGAACCGUAUCCCAUUAACGGUUACACAAGGGCCAUGAGGGAGAGCYGGCGCCUCAACCAUCAGCAGACUGAAAACACCCAGGUUUCUAGUCCACAACAAACCAGGAACACCCGAUAUGCUCACUCACCUAAACCGCAGAGAAACGGCGCCCCCUACCUGUCGGAUGACUGCUACGAUAGCGGGGCUGAGGGUGAUUAUGUGUCUCACACUGAUGGCUCAGUCAUCUCGCGUAGAGAGUGGUACGUUUGACAAGCUGCAUGGUUCUGCAGAGGCAGAAACACGAGAAAAAAGCUAUUAGGAAAAAGAACACCUUAUUACUUUUCUAUACGCACACACACCUUUACUAGACUACUCUGUAGUUUAAGUUCAAAUGUCCAGGUUGACACUUGAAACGGGAGGCUUAUGUUUUUGACAUGGACAGACAGGACACUGUCCAUUUAAUUUGACAGCCUGCAUAUUUAGGCAUGUUAGUACUUUAUGUGUUAUUGCCUUACGACAUGAACAACAUUUAAUUUAAUGUAUUUUCAGUUGAACCCAACAGGCUUUCAGGCUGUCUUAAAGUGUUCAUUACCUCAUAUGAAAUCUGUUAUUUUCUUGUUUGAAACUUGCAAACGGAUCAUUUCAUGCCCACGUCUCAGACCCUCCCUGUUUAGAGCUGCAGAUGUAGCGUUUUGCAAGAUACCGUAAACGUCUCAGAUUAAUUGAACAACUCUGAACAAUUUUUAAAUUAUGAAGUUUGGUCCUUUGAUGGAUUCUAGCAGUUCACUUUAAGCCUCAGUCUUUUUUGUAGAGAGAAUCAUAGUAAAUAUUAAUGAAAUCCUAAAGCAACAGUUCAGAUCUUUUGAAGGUAGUGUUCAAUAGAAUUGUUAUGAAUAAUUAAUAUCUUACCUGUUGUAGGUAGAUGGCUGUUUAAAAACAAUCUCAGAUUGUAGAAGUGAUUUAUUUCCGAGUGGAUUGAGAUGAUGAAUGGUUGGAGUCUUCAAAAUCUUUUGUUCUUUUGUAAGAAGCUAGCUAUAGCACUUUGUGUGCAUCCGAGGACAUUUUCAGCAGAAAUAUCCAAUUUCUUCCAAAAUAAAUGUAAUGCAAAAAAAAACUGGCAAGUUUCAUCAAAUGUUUACAGAAACAUCUGACAUUUUUGGAACUAGUUACUUUAAGAUAAUAAGAUAAUCCACUUUAGACUUGCUCUGACCAGCAGUUUAGCUCUUCAGUCAGAAUUUAACUUUUUCUAUGGAUCAGAGUUGUUUAAAGAUCGAUCCACAACAGGUAAAAUACUAACUGUUUAUAACAUUUCCAUAGAUCCUCUCUUUAAAAUAGCUGAACUAUUCCUUUAAAAAAACAGCUUUGUUACAAAUUGUCCUUAAAGUCAAAUAAUCAAAGUUGAAAAAUUAAUUUAUCAAAUAAAAAUGUUUGUAAAUGUUUUUGUUAAAAACAUUAAGUGAUUUACUGUAAAAGAUUUAAAUGAGCAUUUAUUUCUAGAAGCAAGUUCAUUUUGCUGUUCAGUACAUUUUUCAAGCUGAUAAAAGUAAAAAAAAAAAAGCUACAGUGAUUAAUUCAGACCAAAUUUAAAUUCAUUGUUUAAAUAAUUGUUUAUUUUUCACACACAGGUUGUURAUGUAGGAUAUUCUCAGAUGUGACUUUAAUCUGACUUGAACUGUGAAGAUCUGUAGAGUCGAAAUGAAAUGAGGCCGUUUUGUUUGAAUGUCUUCUUUAACUGUCAAAAAAAAGCUCUUUUUUUCAUGUGUUUUUUUUAUUUUCACUUGUUGUAUAAAAUCCUCAGCUGAAAGGUAAAUUUAUACGAUUUAAAUGGUUUAGUUCCCAUAAUUCACAGCGACAUGGCAGAGCCAUAACACACUAAAUUAGUCUCUCUGAUAAAUCUGGAUUCCUUAAUGACUGAUGGCCCGUGCACACUUGUGGUCGUAAAACGAACCGCACRGCCUCUAUGAUGGAUGACUGACUCAUCAGACUAAUUUGUUUUCAACAAAGUCUCUGCUCUUGUGUUAAUAUCCUGAUGCAAGAAUUGAGUGUUUGAGGACUUGAACACUGUGUGUCCUGCUGAUAAAAUGUGAACUUCAGGGUGGGCUGAAGAACAUCAGAGCCUUAAAAUGCAGGACAUGACGCAAACUUAAGUUUUGUAGCAGGGAAAUAUUUAUCUACUUUAACAUUGCUUUUACUAAAUUUCGGAAGGAUUUCAGGUUAAUUAUCAAUUUGAUAAAAAAAWAUCACGCUUUUUCCUGUUUGUCAUAAAUAACGGGUGUUUAGGACUGUAAAGACUGGCACCAAAUGAGGGCUCCUGGAUAUUGAAGAGUGCAGUCAGCAGGGUGGUGUUUGAAGUAAGCUUCUGCACAGCAGUCAGAACUUACUGGCCAAAAAGUAUUUUGUUGCACAAAGACAUUAUUUUAGCCAAAACACUUUUCAUUAUUCAGCUGCUGAUGAUUUAUGUUUUCUAUUCUGAACAACAAAACUGUCAGUUAAACUCUGAGGCUCUUUUUGGCAUUUUGUUGCUCUCUUUUUUUCUUUUUUUUUAACUAAACGUGCAAUUAUGUUACAGCGAACAAAAAAAAAAGAAUCUAAAUUAGGAGGGCACAUUUACUUUUUCUCACCUGUGAUUGUCGGCACUUUUAACUCCUCUGCAGCACCGACGUGACAAAACUCUAACAUUCUGUGGAGAGUUAAAAAUGAAACUCAUUUCAGGCUGCAUUUAACAUGAAUUCAUUCUGUUGCCAAUCAAUACAGGAAGUACUGUGACUUAACCUAGAAGAAAAAGCUUUUUUUUAUGUUUUUUGUUUACCGGUCAGUGUUUUGGGGGCUGCAGAGCACUAAUAGUUCACACGUCKAACACUGACGAAGCUAUCAUGGAUGUAAAGUUUUAUAAACAGAUCAAAGCGAUUGUAUUUUAGCACUUGCAGCCUCCGUCUACUAGACUGCAUGGYGGAGAUCGAUUUCUUUUUGUGUACACUGAUUGUGAAUACAACUAUAGUCUGGUCACUUUGCAGCCAGUUGCCAAACUCCUGUUUAACUUGUAUUUAGAAGUAGGARAAAAGUGUCUGCCAUAAGUAUUACUGACUAGCAGAUCAUAAUGUAUUGCUGUCGUGUACAGGGUAGCCUGAAAAAGAUGCUUUAUUAUUAGAGAUGUUAAAACYAGAUGUUUAACUAAUAAUUGUGAAUUUUGUGCAGCGACUAAAAGCUGCGAAUGUAAAGCGAUUUAAUGGAGAGCCACUUCAGCUAGCAGCAGAUAAUAUAACCCUCAUAGUUUUAUAUAGUUAUUGUUUCAAACACUCGUGCAGUGAAGUAGAAUCGGACAAASGGUGCUCAUUUCAGGAACGUCUGUUGGUUUUUUAUUUCACAACGAAAUGAAUGAAUCAGACUUUUUUUUUCUUGUUUCGUGUUUGAGAUUUCUGCAGCCAUCCCAGGUUCAUGAUUGUGUGGAAUUACACUUUGUUUAAAAUCUCACACUGCUUUAGGAGGAAAUGUUUGGCUUGAUAAAGUGUGAAGACAGAGAAACCAGGGCAGUGUUUCUGCAAAAAACUAUUGUUACAUUUAAAACUGAGAAUAUUCUGUCCAGAUUUUUUUUUUAAUUGGGGGAGUAGAAAAGGCAUCAAAAGCUUGUUGUGUUGAAAGCAGAAAGCCCAGCUGGUGCCCACACCGCUUUGGUUCGAUUAAAUUUAAAAAUGUUUUCGGGUUCAGCUUCCUCUAUGUAUUACAUCAAGCUGGAUGCUUUUUUCACCAAAAAAAAAAAAAAAACAGGAAGCACGGCACCGUGAACCCCUGUGCGUUUGCUUCUCUGCACUAAAUUUUCUUUAAUCGAUGAACUGUUUCUGCUCGCCUCCUUUUSUUCUGAGCCUCACAUUUAGACUAAUGAAGGUCUUUUGUAUGAAAAUGCUGUAUAGAAAUCAGUGGAUACCCUCUCGUCGAGAAAUGUCUAAGUUGGGACAUAAAACUAGUGCCUUAGAUACUUUCUUAGAUACUAGAUUCUCUUUGUUGCAUCUUCGUGCCAUAUUCACUCUGCUGCCAUGUCGGAGUAUGUUUGCAAACCUGGAGGCAUUAGAAACGGAGCAAAGCUGAAGCUGGGAUGAAUCUUGGAGUUAAACGAUGACAUCAUCUCUGCUACACGUGCAUCCGUCAGGGGUUUGGGUUCCUGUAAAAGUCACUGUUAAAGAGGCUGAAUCAGUUUCACAAUGUCAAUAAUAAAAGCACCUUGUGGUCUUGUUUUGUAUAUAUUGCAAAAUAUAAAUUAAGUUUGUGGGGGAAAAAAGGAUAUUUAUGUUGGUGACAGCAGUGGAGCAUUAUUUUGUCAAUCCUUUUUUUGAGAAACUAUUGUCGAAUAAAGCACCUUAGCACCUGUGA